Messenger RNA from Spea bombifrons (plains spadefoot toad), 2569 nucleotides. RefSeq names its product cleavage and polyadenylation specific factor 2 (gene CPSF2). NCBI's taxonomy places the organism in Eukaryota, Metazoa, Chordata, Amphibia, Anura, Pelobatidae. Gene Ontology annotation, biological process: mRNA 3'-end processing by stem-loop binding and cleavage. The record is from RefSeq and is a predicted model, not a curated record. Gene Ontology annotation, cellular component: mRNA cleavage and polyadenylation specificity factor complex. Gene Ontology annotation, molecular function: RNA binding. The transcript has 15 exons. The coding region runs from base 179 to 2530 and encodes 783 amino acids.
GGCGUGAGAUGGUGUGUUCCGCGCGCUGGGAACAUGGCGCCGGCCUGUGCUGAGCUGCUGGGCUGCGGCCUGUGAUUCCGGUACAAGGGCUGGUGCGGAUUUUGAUCACUGAGAGAGCCGGAGGAGGCACCGCUCGGGCGCUGCUUCAGCAAUCGUUUUGACAGCGUUCUCUGCAAACAUGACGUCCAUCAUUAAGCUGACGACGCUCUCCGGAGCCCAGGAGGAGUCUGCUCUCUGCUACUUGCUCCAGGUCGAUGAGUUCCGCUUUCUUCUGGACUGUGGCUGGGAUGAGAAUUUCUCCAUGGACAUCAUCGAUUCUAUCAAAAAGUACGUGCACCAGGUGGACGCCGUCCUUCUCUCCCACCCGGAUCCCCUGCACCUCGGCGCUCUCCCGUAUGCCGUGGGAAAGAUGGGAUUAAACUGCGCCAUAUAUGCCACCAUUCCUGUAUACAAGAUGGGUCAGAUGUUUAUGUAUGACCUGUACCAGUCUCGACACAACACCGAAGACUUCAACCUCUUCACUCUGGAUGACGUGGACUCGGCGUUCGAUAAAAUACAGCAACUCAAGUUCUCCCAAAUCGUGUAUUUGAAAGGGAAAGGUCACGGAUUGUCGAUCACCCCGUUACCAGCCGGCCACAUGAUAGGAGGCACCAUAUGGAAGAUCGUGAAGGACGGAGAAGAGGAGAUUGUCUACGCUGUCGAUUUCAACCAUAAGAGAGAGAUACAUUUGAACGGCUGCUCCUUGGAUAUGAUCAGCAGACCCUCUCUCCUGAUCACCGACUCUUUUAACGCCACGUACGUCCAGCCGAGGAGGAAACAGCGGGACGAGCAACUGCUAACGAACGUCCUGGAGACCCUGAGAGGGAAUGGGAACGUGCUGAUAGCGGUGGACACGGCGGGGCGCGUGCUGGAGCUCGCGCAGCUUCUAGACCAGAUCUGGAGAACCAAAGAUGCCGGCCUCGGCGUCUACUCCUUGGCUCUUCUCAAUAACGUCAGCUACAACGUAGUGGAGUUCUCCAAAUCUCAGGUCGAGUGGAUGAGCGACAAGCUGAUGAGAUGUUUUGAGGAUAAAAGGAACAAUCCUUUCCAAUUCCGCCACCUCUCCCUGUGCCACGGAUUUGCGGACCUCGCUCGUGUUCAAAGCCCUAAAGUGGUGCUGGCGAGCCAGCCUGAUCUGGAGUGCGGCUUCUCCAGGGAGCUCUUCAUUCAGUGGUGCCAGGACCCCCGGAACUCCAUCAUCCUCACAUACAGGACCACUCCAGGAACCCUCACUCGCUUUCUGAUCGAUAACCCAACGGAGAGAAUCAUUGACAUCGAGCUUAGAAAACGCGUGAAGCUGGAAGGAAGGGAACUCGAGGAGUACUUGGAGAAGGAAAGGUUGAAGAAAGAAGCUGCCAAGAAGCUGGAGCAGUCGAAAGAGGUGGACAUCGAUUCCAGCGACGAAAGCGAUGUUGAGGAAGACAUCGACCAGCCCACCGUACACAAGGCCAAACACGACCUGAUGAUGAAGAAUGAAGGGAGCAGAAAAGGCAGCUUCUUCAAACAGGCGAAAAAGUCCUACCCCAUGUUCCCAGCGCCUGAAGAGAGAAUAAAAUGGGACGAAUAUGGGGAAAUUAUAAGGCCGGAGGAUUUUCUGGUGCCAGAACUUCAAGCCACCGAGGAGGAAAAAAACAAGCUGGAGUCCGGUUUGACAAACGGAGAAGAACCGAUGGACCAAGACUUAUCCGACGUUCCCACCAAGUGCAUCUCCGCGACGGAGUCCAUGGAGAUUAAGGCGAGAGUAACCUACAUAGACUACGAAGGCCGCUCGGACGGCGAUUCCAUCAAAAAGAUAAUUAACCAGAUGAAGCCCCGGCAGCUGGUUAUCGUGCACGGCCCGCCGGAUGCCAGCCAGGACCUGGCCGAGGCCUGCAGAGCGUUUGGGGGGAAAGACAUUAAAGUGUACACCCCAAAACUGCACGAAACGGUCGACGCAACAAGCGAGACUCACAUAUACCAGGUCCGGCUGAAGGACUCGCUGGUCAGCUCUCUUAAGUUCUGCAAGGCUAAGGACACGGAACUGGCGUGGAUCGACGGCGUCCUGGACAUGCGCGUGUCGAAGGUAGACACGGGCGUCAUCCUAGAGGAAGGCGAACUGAAAGAGGACGGCGAGGAUUCGGAAAUGCAAGUGGACACCCCAAGCGUGGACUCCAGCGCCGUGGCGCAGCAGAAAGUCAUAAAGAGUCUGUUUGGGGACGACGACAAAGAGUUCUCGGAAGAAAGCGAGAUCAUCCCCACUCUGGAGCCAUUACCGACCAGCGAGGUCCCGGGACACCAGUCCGUCUUCAUGAACGAGCCGAGGCUGUCCGAUUUUAAGCAGGUUCUCCUGCGGGAGGGGAUCCAGGCCGAGUUUGUCGGAGGGGUUCUUGUCUGCAAUAACGUGGUGGCUGUUCGCAGGACGGAGACGGGGCGGAUCGGGCUGGAGGGAUGCCUCUGCGAGGACUUUUUUAGGAUUAGAGAACUUUUAUACGAACAAUACGCCAUCGUGUGAAGACGGCUCCGAGCGUCCCGGCUGCGACAUUCCGCGGGG